AUGUUCACGGUAGCUGCAGUCAAAAAAAGUUUGCGAAAGGAGGUUAAUAUGCAGCAGAUACAGCAGAUUCAGCAGAUGAAAUGGGUCAGUUGGGUUCCGAUUAAAGUGAACAUCUUGUUAUGGCGCAUUGAAAUGGACAGAGUGGCGACCCGUUUGGCUUUGGUGAAGAGAAAUAUACAGAUCCAGGAUACAUCGUGCCCACUGUGCAAUGUAGACGCAGAAACGUCUUCACACUUAUUUGUUAACUGUGGGUUUUCUUAUGGUGUGUGGAGUGCUAUUUGGGCUUGGUGCAAAUUGUACCCAGUUGGUUUUAACUCGAUCAAAGAGAUUCUAACAUGGAUGGAAUCGAUUCAAAUGUCAGUUUGGGGGAAGAAACUUAUUCGUGGGAUGGUGAUGAUUACUUGCUGGAGCUUAUGGAAAGAACGGAACAACAAAGUUUUCAAUGAUUCUACUCCUAAGGUGAUUGAGGUGGUUGCGAAUGUUAAAUCUUUGUCUUUUCUAUGGUUUAAAUAUAGAUCGAGUAGGUCCGAUAUUGAGUGGAAUGAGUGGGUGAAAUACCUGUUGUAUUGGUUGUUUGGGCGGGCCUUGUUUUGA
Erigeron canadensis is the source of this 594-nucleotide messenger RNA. RefSeq lists its product as uncharacterized. Bases 1 to 594 code for a protein of 197 amino acids. The record is from RefSeq and is a predicted model, not a curated record. The transcript has a single exon. Lineage: Eukaryota; Viridiplantae; Streptophyta; Magnoliopsida; Asterales; Asteraceae.